Phasianus colchicus (ring-necked pheasant) is the source of this 383-nucleotide messenger RNA. The record is from RefSeq and is a predicted model, not a curated record. Lineage: Eukaryota; Metazoa; Chordata; Aves; Galliformes; Phasianidae.
UGGGGCUGUUAUGGGGCAGUUAUGGGGCGGUUGUGGGGCAGCUAUGGGGCGGCUAUGGGGCGGCUAUGGGGUGGUGAUGCGGUGCUUUGCAGCUGGAACCGGCUGAUCGUGGAGAAGCCGUUCGGCCGCGACCUGCAGACGUCGCAGGCGCUGACGGAGCAGCUGAGCGCCCUGUUCUGCGAGGAGCAGAUCUACAGGAUGGACCACUACCUGGGCAAGGAGAUGGUGCAGAGCCUCAUGGUGCUCAGCGAUCCUAUAAGUGAGCACUACCUGGGCAAGGAGAUGGUGCAGAGCCUCAUGGUGCUCAGGUGGGCGAUCCCACAAACGGCCCCAUAGCCCUCAAACGGCCCCAUAGCCCACAAACGGCCCUAUAGCCCAUAAAC